AUGGCCCUGGCCGCUCCGCCGGCAAACGAUCGCAAGCGCGUAAAGGUCUAUGAGCUGAAGAGCAACGACUGGUUCGACAGAGGCACAGGCUUCUGCGUCGGAUCCAUCGUCAACGACGAAGCGCGAAUAUGCGUUCAAUCCGAAGAUGAACCCGAUCGCACAUUGCUCGAGACCAAAAUAUCGAAGGAUGAUGGAUACCAGAAGCAGCAAGACACUCUCAUCGUAUGGACGGAACAGAAUGGAACCGACAUGGCGCUCAGUUUCCAGGAGCCGGAAGGUUGUGGUGCCAUAUGGGAUUUCGUCAGUGAUGUACAGCAGCGUCUUGGAGCGGCAGGACCGGGGGGACCAGACGAUGGUAUCUCCGACGACGCGAUAGACAACCUCAACCCGAUAAUGCUCCCCCCGCCGGAACUUGGCCUGUUACCGGACAUCGAGAACAUGAUGCGCGCAGCCAACAGCAGUCCACCAGGCCGAGACGCGCUGGCAAAAUUCAUUGUGCGGAUGGACUAUAUCGCCAAGCUGGUCCCGCUUGUCGAGCUGGCAGAGGACCUCGAGAGCCUUUCGGACCUUCACCGUCUCUGCAACAUCAUGAAGAUGCUCAUCCUGCUCAACGACACUUCCAUCAUCGAAUACGUUGUUACGGACGAGGUUAUCCUAGGGGUCGUAGGUGCUCUGGAAUAUGACCCAGACUUCCCCAGCCACAAGGCAAACCAUCGCCAAUACCUCUCCGACGACAGUCGCUUCAAGGAGGUUGUGCCCAUAGAAGACCCCAACAUAAGAAAGAAAAUCCACUAUACAUACCGGCUGCAGUACCUAAAAGACGUCGUCCUUGCCCGCAUACUCGACGAUCCCACAUUUGGGGUCCUGAAUUCUUUGAUCUUUUUCCACCAAGUCGACAUUGUUACGCAUCUUCAAGGCAAUGCAGCAUUUUUGCGGGAGUUGUUCGGCAUUUUCAGUCCCCAGGUUAUGGACGCACAGCGGAAGAAGGAUGCGGUCCUGUUCAUUCAACAAUGCUGCUCGAUUGCAAAAAGCCUCCAGGCAAAUGCUCGGACACAACUAUACACUAACUUCAUAUCCGGUGGACUUUUCACUGUAAUCACAUUCGCACUGCGCCAUCAAGAUGCCUCCGUGCGAAUAGCGGGCACCGAAAUUCUCGUGGCGUUGAUCGACUACGAUCCGUUGAUGAUGCGGGGCCAUAUCUUCAAAGCCAUCAACGAGAAGACGAAGCCGUUGACCGACACCCUUAUCGAGCUGCUUCUGGUUGAGACUGACCUUGGCGUCAAACAUCAGAUGGCGGAAGCUAUCAGGGUCCUGCUUGACCCGAAUGCAAACUCUGCGUCGAUGGAGACACUGGGACGCUCAAAUAGCGACUUCCUGAUGAAGAUGCGAGGCGGACCGCCCACUGGACCGCAAACAGACAGUUUCAUUCAGAGCUUCUACGAUGAAUCGGCGAAGAAGCUCUUCCAGCCCCUUAAGGAUCUUGAGGGUCGAGAGUCUAUGGAGAAUCUGAACAUCCAGGAGGUUACGCUAUACUCACAUCUCGUUGAGAUGCUGUGCUUUUUCAUCAAGAACCACGCCUUCAGAAGCAAAUUUUUCAUCCUCUCCGAAGGCCUUCACUCGCGGGUAGCGCAGCUCAUGGCGUGUCCAGAGAAGCACCUCAAACUCACUGCACUCAAAUACUUCCGCAACUGUAUAGGUCUCCAGGACGAAUUUCACAAUCGACAAAUCACGACGAAUCGCCUAUUCGACCCGAUUCUCAAGAUACUUUUCGAUACGAUGCCUCGAGACAACCUCUUGAACUCUGUCUGUCUCGAAUUUUUCGAGUUCAUCAAGCGGGAGAACGUCAAAGCUUGUGUCACUCACAUCGUUGAGGAGUACAGAACGCAGCUCGAGAAUAUCACCUACGUCGACACGUUCCAGGGCCUGAUAUCGAAGUACGAGCAAUACAAGGAGCAGUCGUUCCCCACCCAGGAUGCGGACCAAUCCUUCACAAGCCAAGAGACCGAUACACCGAACAGAGGGAUAAUCAACGGUGGGCAAAGGUGGCAAGGCCUCAAAGAUACCGACGCCGAGGAAGAAGCUUACUUCAACGGCUCCGACAACGAAGACGAAGAGGACGAAAACAGAAUCCCUGACGUCAAACCUGCAGCAAACGGCGCUUCCCCAGUACGCCCUCUCGUGAACUACCCUGACGACGAGGAAGACGCCAUGGAAACAUUGCCACAGCGUACCCCUGCUAAGGAAUCGCAACCGGCCGCCGAGCCCUCAGACUCGCCGCAGCGAGAACAGACGCCGGUACCCCAAGCUCCGCCUCCAGAGCGCCUGGCGGAGAAGCGGCGGAGAGAGGAAGACGAGGAAGACGAGCUCGGCAAGCUGUCGACGCUCACGAAACGCCGCAGCUCAUCCGUCAGCAGCGCCGGCAGUACCGCUUCAAGUAACGCUUCCAACAGCAGCAAUAUACUCCGCCGGAAAAAGAGCAUCAACAGCGGCAAGGAUGGGCCGCCCAAGAAAAUCGCUAUCUCGCUCAGCAUGAAGGGCGCGACGAAUCAUGACAGUGCGGAGUAG
Messenger RNA from Coniosporium apollinis CBS 100218, 2565 nucleotides. RefSeq lists its product as uncharacterized. Gene Ontology annotation, cellular component: nucleoplasm; protein phosphatase 4 complex. The transcript is spliced from 9 exons. The coding region runs from base 1 to 2565 and encodes 854 amino acids. Lineage: Eukaryota; Fungi; Ascomycota; Dothideomycetes. Gene Ontology annotation, biological process: DNA damage response; protein dephosphorylation. The record is from RefSeq and is a predicted model, not a curated record. Gene Ontology annotation, molecular function: protein phosphatase activator activity.